UUCCCCGCCAUGUACCGCCUCCGCCUCCGCCUUCGCCUCGUCCUUAUUAACCGCUCCCCUCCCCUGCCCUUCCUCCACCCGCUGCUUCCAAUUCCAACUCCGAGCCCCAAAUCUUCCCCGCCCAAGAUUCCUGGAGUGGAGCCUAGUGUCCGCACUCAAGAACCCCGCCGCGGCCAUGUCCUUCGCGCGGCUCCUCGUCCUCCUCGCGAUGUUGGCGCCGGCGCGCGUAGCCGCGGCGGGCGCCGGGGCCUGCGCGGCGGAGAGGUUCUCGGGCAACCGCGUGUACGCGGCGUGCAGCGACCUGCCCCGCCUGGGCGCGUCCGUGCACUGGACCUACGACGCGGCGGCGUCCUCGCUGUCGGUGGCGUUCGUGGCCGCGCCGCCAUCGUCCGGCGGGUGGGUGGCGUGGGGGCUCAACCCCACCGGCGACGGCAUGAGUGGCGCGCAGGCGCUCGUGGCCGCGCCCAAGGGCGGCGGCGGCGGCAGUGCCUACGCCGUGCAGACGUACAGCAUAUCCGGGUAUGCGCUUGGAUCCCCGGGGCCCAUCACCUACCCGACGUCCGACAUCGCGGCCGAGCUCGGCGGCGAUGGCCGCGUCAGGUUGUUCGGGACCCUCAAGCUCCAGAACGGCACGGGGGAGGUGAACCAGGUCUGGCAGGUGGGCCCGGUUUCCGGCGGGAGCAUCGCGGCCCACGACAUGAACGGCGACAACCUGGCCUCCAAGGGGAAGCUGAACCUGGUAACCGGGGCGAGCACCGCCGCCAGCGGAGGGGGCAGCCUCCUCAGGAAGAAAAAUACUCAUGGAGUCCUGAAUGCUGUGAGCUGGGGUCUUCUAUUGCCCAUGGGAGCCAUAUUUGCAAGAUAUCUCAAGACAUUCAAAUCAGCCGAUCCUGCAUGGUUCUACCUUCAUGUAGCUUGCCAGGUGAUUGGGUAUGCUGUCGGAGUAUCUGGCUGGGCCACUGGUAUCCAUCUGGGAAACAUGUCCAAGGGAAUCACCUAUUCACUUCACAGGAACAUUGGGAUCUCGGUAUUUGCUCUUGGUACUCUGCAGAUCUUUGCACUCUUCUUGAGGCCAAAGAAGGAGCACAAAUACCGCUUCUACUGGAACGUGUAUCACCACUCGGUCGGUUACACCAUCAUCAUACUGGGUAUCAUCAACAUCUUCAAGGGCAUGUCCAUCUUGAACGUCGAGCAGAAGUGGAAGACCGGCUACAUCAUCGCGAUCUGCAUCCUGGGUGCUAUUGCCCUGAUCUUGGAAGCUGUUACAUGGGGCGUCGUCUUGAAGAGGAGGUCGGAGAACAAGAGCUACAAUGGCACUUCAAACGGCCACUUGCCGCUCUCUAUAUAACUCUAGUCAGGUCCUCCUCGGACCUUUAAUUUAUUCAUCUUCAGUGACGUGAGUGCGCAGAUGUAGGGUAGGUCUUGUGAUUUUGGUCUCUCUCUUUUUUUUGUACGAUAGGUAUGCGUAUGCUGCGCAAUUAUACUGGAGGAGAUGAGUGAUACUGAUGCAUAUCCUCUGGUGAUACUGAUGAGUGCUCAGAUGUAGGGUAGGUCUUUGCCUUUUUUGCUGUAUUGUGAAUGUUAGAUUUAAAACUCAUCUUAAGGAUAGGAUCUUCA
Messenger RNA from Phragmites australis (common reed), 1617 nucleotides. RefSeq names its product cytochrome b561 and DOMON domain-containing protein At4g12980-like. Lineage: Eukaryota; Viridiplantae; Streptophyta; Magnoliopsida; Poales; Poaceae. The coding region runs from base 176 to 1348 and encodes 390 amino acids. The transcript is spliced from 3 exons. The record is from RefSeq and is a predicted model, not a curated record.